Messenger RNA from Mesitornis unicolor (brown roatelo), 762 nucleotides. It is a transcript of the gene CUNH21orf140, whose product is annotated as chromosome unknown open reading frame, human C21orf140. Bases 1 to 762 code for a protein of 253 amino acids. The transcript has a single exon. The record is from RefSeq and is a predicted model, not a curated record. NCBI's taxonomy places the organism in Eukaryota, Metazoa, Chordata, Aves, Mesitornithiformes, Mesitornithidae.
AUGCAGCGCUUCGCAAAUCCGCUUCUCAGGCAGAUCAUUCACAGGGACUGCUUUGAUGGUGCUUCAAAGAGACAGUGCCUGCAGUAUUUAAGAGCUCUGAGGGCACUGCAGCUUAACAGUUUCAACACCAUUUUUCUAGGGGAAACAGAUAUUCCAGAAAGUCUUAUCACAGGAGAAAGAGUAGCCGAGGAGGAUGGCCUGCGCUGGCCAGUAUGGACAAUUGUUCACGCCGGUAGCAACCAAGGGUGGGUGCCCUGGAGGUACAAAAUUCUUUUAAGAGGCGAUUUGCCCACCCACCGGCAGAACGGCAUCUUUCAGGAGUUGUGUGAUACCCUGGCCAUGUCCUAUGGGAAGUGCGUAAUUGUGAUGAGAGACAAAAGGCAGCUGAUGCAUGGCAGGGCAAAAGAUGGCAAGGAGACAGAGAUGGGGACUCUGCCACCAGUCCCACCAGCGAGCUACAUGUCCAGCAUUGCAUGUUGCCCUGAAGUUGCUAGAGCCAAUGGCCAUGAGCUUCUUGUUGUGCCUUCAUCUUACAGCUAUCUCUACCCUCUGGAUGUCACCUGGUCUUCUCUGAAAUGGUUUGUUAUGAACAACAGGAAGGACUUUGCCCUGAGGUCUGUUGAGAGGACCCAAUCCUAUAGGUGCAUCCUCUUCAGUGAUAUGAUUGAUAAAGGAAUAGAGAGGAUGACCUCAAACAAAUGGAAGGCAAUGAUUAGCAGAGUGAAGAGAUGGGAGAACUACUACCUUGACACACUUUGUUAA